GUCACACUGGUUGGAGUAUCUCCGCUUCCCCGCUUCAUCCAAACCUCUGGGUCCUUCCAAAAAAGCACCUCACACACUAGGCGCAGUGUCACCAAACACCCGUGUGGAUUUCAGCGAUGCGUUUUGUUCCCUUUACGCUCCGUUCUGGUGCGUCUUGUUCUGGUGAGAACGCAAUGUCCUGGAUGUAUUUUCUCCGAAGAUUGUGAAGUGGAGGGAAGCGCAGCUCGCUUAAACCAUGUGGAGAGCCGCCACGUCCCUUGUUGGGAGCAACGGAGGCAGAAAGCGACACUGAUAGGAAAGCAUUAUUUUUGCGCUUCCUUGGAUCCUUCGAUGAGGAAACAAAGAGAGACGAGAUGGUAGAGAAUGGCCGCACCUGACCUUCUUGACCCGAAGUCUGCCUCCCACAACUCCAAACCUCGCCUGUCGUUCUCGGCCAAACCUGUGGUGCUGAACACCCCAGAUGAUGAUGAUGAGUGCGACACCCGGACCAUGGUCAUGAGGUGGAAAACUGUGUCGGCCAUCUUCUUCUUGGUGGUGCUUUACCUCAUUAUUGGGGCGACGGUGUUCAGAGCGCUGGAGCAGCCUCAUGAGAGUUCUCAAAAGCUGGCCAUUCUUGCAGAAAAACUGGACUUCUUGGCCAUGCACGCCUGCGUAAACUCUUCUGAGCUGGAGGAUUUGGUCAAGCAAGUGGUUUCAGCAGUCCGAGCAGGUGUGAACCCUUCUGGAAAUUCAUCCAAUCAGAUGAGCCUCUGGGACAUUAGUUCCUCGUUUUUCUUUGCUGGGACUGUUAUCACCACUAUCGGAUUUGGGAACAUCUCUCCUCACACAGAAGGUGGGCGGAUCUUCUGUAUCAUUUAUGCUCUGCUGGGAAUUCCCUUAUUUGGAUUCUUAUUGGCUGGAGUCGGGGACCAGUUGGGGACCAUUUUUGGGAAGGGCAUCGCAAAAGUAGAGAAAAUGAUUGUGAAGUGGAAAGUCAGCCAGACGAAAAUCCGCGUCUUCUCCACGCUGCUCUUCAUCCUGUUCGGGUGCCUCAUCUUCGUGGCCCUGCCAGCCAUCAUCUUUAAGCACAUAGAGGGCUGGAGCACGCUCGAGUCCAUCUACUUCGUCGUCAUCACCCUCACUACAAUUGGCUUCGGAGACUUUGUUGCUGGUGAAAAAGGUGGGUCUGUAGGUGCUUCGGAGACUCCAGAGUAUCUGGACUACUACAAGCCGGUGGUGUUGUUUUGGAUUCUGGUGGGCCUGGCGUACUUUGCAGCUGUGCUCAGUAUGAUUGGGGACUGGUUCCGGGUCAUCUCCAAGAAAACUAAAGAGGAGGUCGGAGAGUUUCGGGCUCAUGCAGCCGAGUGGACAGCAAACGUGUCAGCAGAAUUCAAAGAGACCCGCAGGCGGCUCAGCGUUGACAUCUAUGACAAGUUCCAGCGUGCUGCAUCCAUCAAACGCAAGCUGUCAUCUGAGCUAGGUAUUAACGCGUCCAUCAACCAGGAAAUGACCCCUGGAAAGAGGACACUGUCCGCCAACCUGUACGAGGACAGAGACACUUACCCCAACCUGACUCUCUCCCUAAGUCCCGUCACGGGGCCCUUGACAAAGAAUGGCAGCCUCUACCUGAACGGUCUCAGCCCAGACUACGCUGACCGGCGGGAGAUUGCCAUCAUCGAAAAUAUAAAAUGAGGAGCAGCAUGAAAAUUAGAUUUUUGGAGCUGAGUGAAACACGUCUGGCAGAGGACAGAGCUUACAAACACACACACACACACACACACACAUUUGUGCUUAUUGACUGAGCAUCUGUGAUAAGGUACCUAUGCGCAUUCAUUAAGUGGAUUGUGCUCCAAUCAUUGAUUGAAAACCUUCAGAGUGACUUAAACACAGAUCAAUCAUCAGGCUUCAUACAUUCACAUUCGUAUUUAACACUCACAAAAACUUAUGAUGUGUUUACUCACAGUUUUCUGACUUCUUUUCAUUAUAUCAGUGCCAACAUGAUCGACAGCUGUGCUAGCGAUUGAGCCAAAUCAGGAGCAGACUGCUCCAGACUGGAACUUAUGAUUGUAUCAGAGGUAUGAGUUUUACAAACUUCUCUGAUGAUCAGGACGGAAGUGAAAGCCCAUGUUGGGGUAACAACACACUGGACAUCUUCUACUUAUAUACCCACAUAAAGAAAUACAUUCAUUAAACUUAGAAAGCAAUAGAUGUAUCUGUGCUCAUCUCGUGUUUGAUUUCCAGAGGCCCUGAAAUCUGCAUCAGAUAAAGAGGAUCCUCAUUGAAAAAAACACUCGUAAUAAAACAAUGAUCACUGGCUCCUGGCGAGGCAGCAGUCCUGUGCUAACACAAAGGAAUGUGUUUUUUUUCUUUUCGUUUACACUUCUUCCAGUAUGAACUGAUUUGCCUUUCAUUCGCCGGUCAGUCUGCCCUCGCUAUAGAGACGAAUGUUGACAUUUUUGUUCCUCCAUGACUGACAUUCAGCUUCUCACCCUAAGGAAUAAUCCACUUUGUGCCUUAUUGAAAACCACACUGCUCAUGUGCGGAUGGGGAUGCAUGAAAGGCUUAGUUGUUAUAUAUGAGCACAGUUGUAAUAAAGACAUAUAUAUAUAUAUAUAUAUAUAUACAGUAUGAAGAAGGCAAAUAGAAAGACAUUUAACUAAUUUUAAGAAGAAUACAUAAUGCAUGGCAACAGGGAAAAUGUCACAUACGUGUCUGCCAUUAACUAACAGUCUUAAAGUGCUGGGAUAGUUACAUUAACCACACAGUGCCAGGCUCACUCAUCAGACCCUAUUCUCCCCUAUACCAAAGUAAUGAUGCUGUUUUUCUGACAGAGGAAUCAGAGAUGUCUCCAUUCUGAUCAAAGGAUCAGGAGUACUUUAUGUUAUUUCCUGCAGGUUUCCAGAAAUUGAAUCCACUGUUAUGUUUUUUUCAUGAACCUGACACAUAGCACUUGGUCCGUCAACACUGUCUUUUUUCCCCCCCAUAUUGGAAAACAAAUCCUGGGCAUGUAUGGUACUAUGAAGUUGCAGCUUUCAUUGCUACCGUCAAAUAAACAGUAGAAGAGACUAUUUCCUCAGCUGGUCUUGCCAAUACUGAAUGUACGCCAUCAGUAACCUCUAUUUGCUGUAUAUCACUACUAAAUUAUGAAUAUUUUAGAGACCUGUGAGAUAGAAGCUCUGAUUUAAAUAAAUGCCUCUCUGUGGCUGAUUUGCUGUUGAUAAAAAAUUAAGGAAAUAGGCCAUGUCAUAGUGGUAGUGUUGAUAUCUCACUUUGAUCCUCAAUACAGGAUACAUUUUGAUUUCACAUUUUAAAAUUCAUACAUAUUUCUGCAAAGAUACAAACUGAUUGCUUUUGAUAUGUGAGGGUAUUUUAGGUUCUGGUGUGUCUCGGUUGAAUGGUUUGGAUUGUGUGUCUAAUUGUAUGGUGUUAUUCAGUGCUUUUAUCCAGCAAGAUAUGCUGUAAUCUUCUCAAUACAUUUGAUAGUGCUAUUUCCAGUUUGUAGCAUUAAAAACAAUACAGUGUGACUAACAAGACAGUAUGCCAUAUGUGGCAAAACAAGUCUACUUGUCUGCUAUACCAAAUGUCUAUAAUUAUCAGAGUUAUCAGUUGGAAAAGAGUCUGUUUUCAGGGCAACUUAACAUCCUGCGUAAUUUUAUUCUAUUCUAACUAAAUGGCAGGAAACUGUUUUGCACCAGCUCUUUGUAAAUUUUGCCUAUUUAUAAUUUAGGUGAUUAGGAGAUUUAUACAUGAAAUUAAAUUAAAAAGCUCCAGUGUGUCAGAUGUAUGCUCUAUUUACAGAAUAUGGCAGAAAUGGAAGACAAUGGGGUUGA
Molecule: messenger RNA, 3809 nt
Organism: Larimichthys crocea (large yellow croaker)
Lineage: Eukaryota; Metazoa; Chordata; Actinopteri; Sciaenidae
Product: potassium channel subfamily K member 2
Exons: 7
Coding region: 364-1671 (435 amino acids)
Biological process (GO): potassium ion transmembrane transport; stabilization of membrane potential
Cellular component (GO): plasma membrane
Molecular function (GO): potassium ion leak channel activity; outward rectifier potassium channel activity
Source: RefSeq, a predicted model, not a curated record